AUGUCGUACCACCCUGGACGUGCCUCCCCCUUACCACCAGAGAAUGCCUCAGGGGAACAACAACUCCCUCCAAACCAACGAUCACCUUCUUCCAAGCCAAAACCUUCACGCAAGGAACAGAAAAGGCUUAGUCGCGCCGUCCAGCUCUUGCUUAGCACCCCGCAGUCUGCAAGGGGUGCGGGCACCACCGUCAGCGGGGCAGUCCAACCUUCACGAGAUCGUGGGAGUCGCAGCCCAGUCGAACCUCUCGUUUCAUCUCCACUUCGCAUCAGUUCUAUCGUGAUGGCAUCCGCUCCAAGCUCCCCCGAGAGGCACAGGGCCGACCCUGACGAUCUGCCGCGCAGAUUAUCCGACCAAUUUACCAGAGAUAUAGACCAGCCCCCGAGAGUUGAUGCAGGACAAAUUGAGGACUCGAGACCGGCGACUGCACCAACGACCCCAGAGCACGGGGUGUCCAAGAAACAUAAAUUACAAGGACGGAGUGCGAUGGCCGCAAUGAUGUCGGGCUUGGAGUCACGGUUGUUCCCCAAGAGUUUCACUCGUGGAAGAGAUUCAAGCCGGGGAUCAAGUCGACGUGGCUCUUCUGUGGACUCUCCCUCCCCCUCGGCGGGCUCGAGAUUUAGUAGAUCUCUUUCCCCAGGUACCCGAGUCUCACAGCUUGGGCAGCCCGAGGUGCCCGCUGAGCGAAAGCCGACGGAGGCCAAUUACGAUUCAGGGCACAGCAAAUCAGAGGAGGUUUUAUCUAAACUAUCCGGCAGUCCUAGUCUUCCCGACUACGUCAAGCCGACAGAUGAAGAGCCAGGCGAGCGACUUGCAAAGGAUGUGUUUGACAGUGACAAAAAUCUCAUUGAAAGCAGUGAUGAUGACGAUGAUGCCUCGAGUGAUGAUGAGGAUAUUGAUAUUCCCGGGGCCCAGGUCGUUCACUCGCGGGGUCGUAAGAAAAGACCUGCAGGUAUCAGCUCCAUCAGUCCAAGCGACUUCAAACCCAAAGAGGACAAGCCCCAAGACAAAGAAGAACAAAACUACACUUCCAAACCCGGCGAUACCAGGGAAAAGAAGCCAAGGAAGUCGGCAUUGAAGGCCGUGAUUCAUCCGCAAACAAGCUUCGACAUCCCGACUCCGGCUACUCAAUCAGUGGCUGGUACACCCUAUGGAUCGGAGGAUGAGGCAGAGCGACAUGAUAUUCACCGUGCCCAGCAACUCGGUAUUUCGAUGUCCGCCAUUGACAAUCGUGUCCCCAAUCGAUCCAUUCGCACGAUAAUCCGAGGUGACUUUGCGAGUCUUCAAGAAGAGGCCGAUGGCGGACGCCGUCGCCAACGCAAGUAUCUAAUUGCUACGGACUUGAGUGAAGAAUCGGUCUACGCUCUGGAGUGGACUAUCGGAGCCGUGUUGAGAGACGGGGAUACCGUGUAUGCAUUAUACGCGGUACAUGAAGACGCCAAUCUCUCCUCUGUGCAGGUUGGUGAGGGGGCCAAGGCCAUGCAAGAUGCUGCUGCCGUCGUGGGUAGUCAGACGAAGGAAGCUACUCUAAACUCUGGCCGCUAUAUUCUGGGACGGCUAGGUCCAGGGGGCACUAGCAAAUCGAGCUCUGUGGAUGCUCGUGCUUCAUCCCUCGCAGAAGCAGAGCGAGUCAAAGCGGUCGAAAUAGUGUCUAAUACUUGUGUCAAGUUUCUGCGGAAGACGCUUUUGCAAGUUCGCAUCGCAGUGGAGGUUAUUCACUGCAAGAGCCCAAAGCUUAUGAUUACCGAGGCUAUUGACGAGCUUGAGCCCACUCUUGUAAUUGUCGGCGCCCGCGGCCAGAGCGCCCUGAAGGGUGUACUCCUCGGUUCAUUCUCCAACUAUUUACUGUCUAACUCAUCGUCUCCUGUGAUGGUUGCCCGUCGCAAGCUCAAAAGGCAUCCUUCAAAAGGCAGGCUUAGCAAAGACCUGCGCCUGACCAAUAAUCUCAAACCUCCAAAGAGCCUCACGCAAGCGACGGUGGAUUGA
This is a messenger RNA of Penicillium verhagenii, 1986 nucleotides long. RefSeq names its product universal stress protein family domain protein. The transcript has 4 exons. The coding region runs from base 1 to 1986 and encodes 661 amino acids. NCBI's taxonomy places the organism in Eukaryota, Fungi, Ascomycota, Eurotiomycetes, Eurotiales, Aspergillaceae. The record is from RefSeq and is a predicted model, not a curated record.